Emiliania huxleyi CCMP1516 is the source of this 677-nucleotide messenger RNA. RefSeq lists its product as hypothetical. The transcript has a single exon. The record is from RefSeq and is a predicted model, not a curated record. NCBI's taxonomy places the organism in Eukaryota, Haptophyta, Isochrysidales, Noelaerhabdaceae. The annotation marks the transcript as partial.
AUGGGUGACAUCGCAGGCCAGCUCGCGCAGGCUGCGACGGGGCUGCAGUCCAAGGACGAGUACCGCCGCAAGCGCGAGGCGCUGGAGAGCGGCUCCAGCGCACUCUCUGCCGCGGCCAACGGAGGCGCGGGCGGCGGCGCGCGCGCGGAGGAGGGCGGCAAGAAGAAGAAGAAGAAGAAGGCCGCCUCGAGCGUCCUCUCCUUCGGGGACGAGCUUGAGGCGGAGGAGACGUCGCCGCGGCUCGAGGGCAGCAGCAUGGCGGCGAUGCGCGAGAGGAAGGCGGACGAGACAGCGCGCGCAGAGGAGGCGGCGAUGCGGGAGUUCCUCCUGGCGCAGGAGAAGGCCAAGGCGGAGCCGGUCACGCUCUCGUACACCUUCCGCUCCGAGGUGACUCAGCGUGAGCUGUCCUCGACGAUGCAUCAGGGCACGCUGGCCGUGCUCAAGGGCACGACGGCGGAGGAGGUUGCCAAGCGGGUGCGCGCGGAGGUCGAGCUGCUGGGCGAAAAGUUCAAGCUGCCGGAGGUGUCGGGGGUCAAGGACCUGCACCGCGAGCUGAUGCUGAUCGUUGGCGCGGGCGGCCAGAAGUUCGGCUCCUUCGUCGUCCCGCCGCACAUGAACCUCGUCGAGCUGCUCGCGGCGCAGUGGACGGAGGGGACGCCGCUCUUCGACGGCUUCAA